Uranotaenia lowii is the source of this 1036-nucleotide messenger RNA. RefSeq names its product ribosomal protein S6 kinase alpha-3-like. Bases 382 to 897 code for a protein of 171 amino acids. The transcript is spliced from 4 exons. Gene Ontology annotation, molecular function: ribosomal protein S6 kinase activity; ATP binding. Gene Ontology annotation, biological process: protein phosphorylation. The record is from RefSeq and is a predicted model, not a curated record. NCBI's taxonomy places the organism in Eukaryota, Metazoa, Arthropoda, Insecta, Diptera, Culicidae.
UGGUGUAUGGCAAUCUCGAACAGAAACAUUGAUUUAAAUUAAACGGAAUUCCUCAUUUCAAUCAAUAAGUCAUUAAUAUCCUUCCCAUAAUCAUCCAGAUUAUCUAAAAUAUUUAACUAAAAAUAUCGCAUCUCAAUAUCUAUAAACAUAUUGAUAAAACAUUCAACCUGGCACCACUGACGCAAUCGUUUCAUUUUUGUUUUGAUACGCCGGGAGAGUCAUUGUCGUUGCCUAAUCUAACUCCUUUGCUGGGCAACCAAAAUCUCCGGCAAACCCUUCGCUGACCGCGUGCCAGUUGGCAUAGCUUUAACCGAUUUCGGACUCUCGAAGCAACCCCUGGACGGAUCCAAAACGUACAGCUUCUGCGGCACCGUCGAGUACAUGGCCCCCAAGGUCGUCAACCGAAAGGGUCACACCUUCGCCGCAGACUGGUGGUCCUUUGGGGUUCUAAUGUUUGAGAUGCUGACGGGCAACCUUCCCUUCCACGGUAGCAAUCGUAACGAUACGAUGAACCAGAUCCUGAAAACCAAACUUGGGAUGCCAGAAAAUCUGAGCCCGGAGGCUCAGAGUUUGUUGCGGGCCCUGUUCAAACGCAAUCCCCAGAAACGGUUGGGAGUUGGCCCAAACGGGACGCGUUCGAGCGGAAGGAGGUGCGACCCCCUUUCAUUCCGGCCGUUUCCCGCGACAAUGCGUUUUACUUUGACACGGAGUACACCAACAAAUCGCCCAAAGAAUCAGAUGGGUCCCAGGGCACCGUUUACGAACGAAAUUCCUGGCGUCAAACCGGUCACCUUUGCCGAUGAGUACGCAAUGAUGCAGGAGCUGGGCGGGGAACGUUCUCCGUUUGUCGGUUGUGUGAGAAUCGUACCACCAAGAAGCAUUACGCCGUUAAGAUAAUCGACAAAUACGGUCACGAUUGUCGAGAGGAAGUGGAAAUUCUACUGAGAUACGGCAAUCAUCCGAACAUCGUGUCUCUGUUCAGUGUCCACGAGGACCCCACUUAUGUGUACCUGGUAAUGGAGUUGAGGGAGGGGAG